AUUUCCCGGCAGCCCCGCGUGCGGCUCGUACCGAGGGGCCGGGCCGGGCUCCCCAGCCCGGCGGGAGGAGCCGCCCGCUCGCUCCGGAGCCAGGGCCCGCUGCGGCCGCCGCCCCCUGCCCUGCUGCCCGCCCGCCAUGGAGCGCUUCGUGCGGAGCCGCCGGGCCGCCCUGCAGGAGCAUGUCCAGCACAGGCAGGAAGUCCACGUGGUGCUGGGGAAUGAAGCCUGCGAUCUGGACUCCAUGGUGUCGGCGCUUGCCCUGGCUUAUUACCUGGCAAAGACCUCUCUGGAGUCCAGGGCGGCAUUCGUCCCUGUGCUGAACAUCCCCCGCUCGGAGUUCCCCUUGCGCACAGAGAGCGCCUUCCUCCUGCAGGAGCAGCAGAUCCCCGACAGCUGCCUGAUCUUCCGGGAUGAGAUCGACCUGCAUGCGCUGCACCGGGCUGGCCUUCUCUCCUUGACGCUGGUUGACCACCACAUCCUGCCGAGCGGAGAUGCAGCCCUGGAGGAGGCCGUGAUCGAGGUGAUCGACCAUCGGCCCCUGGAGAGGGAGCCUCGGUGCAGAGUCACCGCGGAGCUGGUGGGCUCCUGCGCCACGCUGGUGACGGAGAGGAUUGUGCAGGGCCCAGCGGAGCUGUUGGACAGACAGACGGCCGCCCUGCUACUUGGUACAAUACUUCUGGAUUGUGUUAAUAUGACUCCAGAAGCUGGGAAAGUGACUCCCAAAGACACUCAGUACGUGGCCCUGUUGGAAUCCAAGUUCCCAGACCUCCCGGCGAGGAGCGUCCUGUUUGAGGCUCUGCAGACAGCCAAGUUCGAUGUGUCAGGGCUUACUACGGACCAGAUGCUGCGAAAGGACCUUAAGGCGCUGUCGAGCGACGGGCUCGUUCUGGCCAUCAGUGCUGUGUACGUGACGCUGGAGGCCUUCCUGCAGCGGCCUGGCUUGCAGCAGGACCUGUGCGCCUUCUGCCAGCGGUAUGGCUACGGCGGGUUGGUAGCCAUGACAAUAUCCUUCGACGAGCGGAACGAGCCAUUCCGGCAGCUCGCGGUGUACAGCCAGCACGCGGCGGUGCGCACAGCGGUAUGUGGCGUUCUGGAGCGUGCUAAUAACCCGCCCCUGGACCUCUCCCCUCUGGGGAGCCUCUACCCCAACCUCUGUGCCUACCACCAAGGCAACACAGUUGCAUCGCGUAAGAAAGUCCUCCCGAUCCUUAAAGACUUCCUAAGGGAGCGGGGCACAGCGGCUGGCACCAUGCAUCCCGCGGACAAAGAUUCCUGUAGCACGACGAGACCAGAGCCAAAAGACUCCUCUGCCGGUUGCGGUGAAAGCGACGAGAACCCGGAGGACUCGGAUGUGGCUGGCGAAGCGGGUGCCCUGGAGUACGAGCCAAGGGGCAGGAGAGAUCCAGGCAGGUGCCCGAGGCAUGGGGAUGCCUUGCUGGAGGACGAUGCCCCGUUGCCUCCCACCCCCAUGAACAGCCUGGUGGAUGAGUGCCCUCUGGACAGGGGGCUGCCCAAGCUGUCGGUGGAGGCGAUCUUCGAGAAGUUCAGCCACAUCACAGUGGUGCGCCCCUCUGCCAGCAGCAGCCCCGAGAAGAAAUGACACCGGGGCUGGUACCCGCUCGGGUUUCAGGGAAGCGAUUGCAAUCCUGGCGCUCUGGGAUUAGAUGCGUGGCCUCUUUCUGUGUGUGGAUGAAACACGUCCGUCUGUCUCACGGGGACGUGGACCCUGGCCUCUGCAAUAAAAGCCAGACACGGGCACUUUUGUCAGCAAUGCUCCGGAACCGACUUCCGGCCAGCUCCUCCUCCAGCGGGGAAUUUCAUGGGAAAGCCAAACCAAAACACCAGCAGCGUGGCACCCCCCCACUUUAGAGGCACCGAGGGGUUUGAUCCUGACCGGACUGUGCCCACAAGUACCACCUCCUUCUCUGUUACAGUGAUUUCUUUAAACCCUGCCCUGGCGCAGCCCCAGCUGCCUCUUGCGUCACCGUGCCCUAGGUCGUGAGCGGUUGUGCUGUGUUAUGCGGAAGAAUGCCCAGGUCCAGCAGCCCCUGAGUCCCAUUCCACGUUGUGUCCCCUUCCUGUGUGCGCCGGCUUACCCCUCGCAUCGUGGGAGGGGAGAUCUCGGCCCCACUCUUGUUCAACCCUGUGUGGAUUUGGCAGCGUCGUUUCCAUUCAGAAUCCCCCGUCGGGGAACAGCAAUAAAGGAGAGGAACUUCUCUCUCGUCUCCUCUCCUCCCGGCCCAUGUGACAGUCGGCCGUCGUGCCUCCUGUGAGCCAUUGGGUCUGCCAUGUACCUGCCGGCCUGCGCAGCACCGUGCGUAAAGGAAAACUCUUCCUUCCCACCGUCCCCAUUAUCUGUGGUCGUGAUUGUCCAGUCCCUUUGAAACCCUGGCUGGGCAGCUUUGGAAAGUGACCCCCGGGGCAGUGAAUUCCAGCCAGCUGUCCGGGGGUUGUGUGAAGGGGUUUCUAGUGAUUGGUUCCUAAAGCUCUGCCCUGGAAAGCGACCGUGAAAGGGAGCUGAGCCCAGGGCCAGGACAAACUGCUUUGAAGUCCUGUUAGCAAACCAGGGCCAGCCUGGCUCUGUGGGGAGGGGGCUGGGGUCUCUCCUCGUUAGCCCCAUGGGAACAGCCCGGCUCUGUGGGGAGGAGGCUGGGGUUUAUUCCUCCUUGUGCAUCAUGUAUGGAAUCAUUACUAAUUUCCAGUUACCGAUUUUAUAGGGCAUUUUUGUUGUCCCCCCGCCCCGCCCGCCCGGUGCACAAGAAGGAAGGCGCCUGGCUUGACUUUUGGAGCCCUGGCUGAGUUUGCAGGGCUCGCAAUGAGGAAAACCCUCCUCAGUGCUCGUGAAUUGGGCGUGUUUGCUUCUGAGUCACUGAGGGAAUAACCACAAAAUCCCAGCCUGCUGUCUUUACUGGCCUACUGGAGAGCUGAGCUACCUGUCCCUUGGCACGGUUCGACCUGCGGGUGGGGAAAUGGAUGGUACAGAAUGCCCCAGUGUGUCCGCCCCUGCUCCCGAGGGGACUGGCAGGGUGUCCCUGUGACCCACAGCAUAGUUCCCCUUUGAAAGUAGCAAUUAAUGAGGUACUUUUCAGGUGGCGACUAUUCAUUAGACUAUCAAAGGGGCCACACUAUCAGCUUGCCCUUAGCUCAGCCUCUUUUGGUGUGGGCUCACUUGAUUUCAGGCGCGGUUUCGUGUCUACAAUUCUGUGGGCUGGCAAUUCAGAGUGCUUGAGGCCUUGUCUACAUGGGAAAUUUGCACCAGUUCAAGUUAAAUUGGCUUUUUAACCAAUAUCGUUAAAUCAGUGCAAACCCCUGCGUGGGCUCUGAGGGGGGGAGGGGCUUAUUUCAGUUUAAUUUAAGCCAGUUCCCAAUUGGCUUCAGUUAAACAAAAUCAGCCACUCGUAACGGAAAUCAGUUUCCACGCGGGUUAUAGCUGUAUAUUGAUUUAAAUUCACACCAUGGAUUUAUGCCAGUGCAAAUGUCCCAUGUAGCCACGACCUUAAAUGAUUUAUGCUUGCCACCUAGCAGCUUCCGUUGUUCAGAGGGAUGGGUGUGAGAUUCCCCUUGUCCUCAGAGGGUAGGGGGUGGGAGAUGAGCUCUUUAGUUAAUCUGGCCCCAAAGGAACAUGUGAUCCCAUUUUAUUUAGGUAGCUACAUAGGAACGGAGUCCUCCGGCAAACUUGGCCCCAUGGUCCUGACUCUUGUCUGCAAAUCAGGAGUUCAAGCAGCAAAUUGACCGAAAUUGCAGGUUGGUACAAUUGAGCCUGCAAAAACCAGAAAAUCUGGCCUCGAAAUCUUUUCCAGGCUCCGUUCCUUGGAAGUGGCCCUUGUCCGCCGCCCUGCUGGGGCUUUCAUUGUUAAGGACGGACUUCCACCCUGGGGCGGUCGUUCUGGUGCACCUGGCACCCAGGAACUGGUCUUCUCCAGAAUUGUCAUUCUGGGCUCUCACAUGAUAAUUGUAAUGGGCCUGUGCCUCCUAGAAAGGCCUCAGGUACUGACACUGCAGGUUAGCAAGUAACCGCGUGUGCCCCCAAGCUGGGUCCACUCUGUGGGGCACUUGCAUGAAGGGGAAAAACUCCCUGACCCCAUAGUCUGACCCCCGUGUAACCCCAUUGUCUGCGGUGGCUGUGAAUAAGCCUGGGGUGCUAGAACCCCCAGGCGUGUUCCUCAGUGCGUCAUGAAUUCCCCUCCUCCCUUUCAUCUUGUGAAUCAUCUAACCACGGUACGUCUCUAUGGUACGUGCACCCUAGAGCACGUACCAUAGAGCCUCCUACGCUACUGUCUGUGUCUGUCCAUACGUCCCACAACCAAAGGCUCUAACAGGUGGGUCUGGGAGCUGCACUGAUGGACGACGUCGGCACCGGGAAAUGAAUGCUGUGUCUGAAUCCCUCUCGAUUUAGUAGCUAUAAUGCGGUCUGUCUACGAAAGCAACAUGCAUCCUUAUUCAUGGAGGACACCUCGAGAGGUUCAGGCUCCGAGGCUGUCAGUCCUACACCGUGCACCAGAAGUAAGACAGAACCAGGUAUGCAGGGUGUGAUCUCCCUCUUUGUGUGUAUUGUAGUGGUACGCAGGAGCCCCAGUCACAGACCAAGACCCCAUGGUGCUAGGUGACGUACAAACACAGAACAGGCAAUCUGUGCCCUAAAGAGCAGGGAGGCAGAAAGGCCCUGGAGGGUUUAAUGAAAGCUUUAGUAUCUGCCUGGUAGAGUUGGGGGUGACAUUACGUAGCCCUUUUCCAAGUUGUCUUUGCAACACUUCUCUGGGUGAGUGUGGUCAUUAUACCUGCUGUGCAGCUGGGGGAAACUGAGGCACAGCGGGGGAUGUGUCCUACCAUCAGCGAGUUGGUGUCCACUGGAGUAUGAUUUCAGGAGCUCCCAGCUCAGGCUGCCCCACAUGGUAAUCAAAGGAGCCAGGAUGCGUUUGCGAUCUGUGGGGCAAAGAAAAUCUGCUUUGGGGUGAGGGGUUGGGGAAGGGAGAUAUUGAACUUGUGGGGAGUGGGGUAGGAAAACUCUCAGUUCUAUCAGAGCUGGGGUUUAAUUCACCCUUGUGCAGGGAUAGGGGAGCAGCACAAAGCUUAAUGCAUCACAUAAGCCAGCAAAAUUGGCCUCCGUGCCCUGAUUUAGGAAAGCAUCCCUAUUCGGGAGAGGUGCUUAAAGUUAAACACGUGCUUAAGUGCUUUCCUGAGUCGGGGUUGGAUAGAUCUUUGGAGGGGAGGGGGUGUCAAUUUCACUCUGGAUGCAGGCUGCUGUUAAACUGGGUAUCAGCUGAAGUAACAUACAGUAUGUAAUAAAGGCAAAAGAAGAUGAGAAGCAGCUUUAUUUCAAUGGAGGGGACCGAGGCACAGUGAAGAGAAUGCGGUUUGCUUUUUCAUCCAGUGUAGCAUUGUGUAAAUCACAUUUUAGCAAGAGAACCAAUGAGCACCUCAGUUGUCACUGUGGGUCCGUAAGCCUUUCUGUUCCAUUCCCGGCAAGCCCCUCCGCAGCGGGGUGAGCGGCUGUUCUCAGCUGGCAGGGUUUCUGAUGGUAACGUUUUGUUUAGUCUUUUUUCUUUUCUUUUUUUUUUUUUUAAAGGAUUUGAUACGGUAAUUUCCCUUCCAACGCUUUUGGGGUGUUGUAUUUUUACGUAGGCCGCAGGUCUACUAAAAUGUGCUACGUUUCAAAAUUUAUUUCAAAAUUGUUGUAUGAAAAAAGAGAAAUAUUACGUAACCAAAGUUUUUUUUGUUUUUGUAAUUCUGAUGAUCUUGCAUUUUAAGGAUUAAAUUUGUGUGCUUUCCUGGC
This is a messenger RNA of Chelonia mydas (Green sea turtle), 5773 nucleotides long. RefSeq names its product prune exopolyphosphatase 1 (gene PRUNE1). NCBI's taxonomy places the organism in Eukaryota, Metazoa, Chordata, Testudines, Cheloniidae. The record is from RefSeq and is a predicted model, not a curated record. Bases 137 to 1600 code for a protein of 487 amino acids. Gene Ontology annotation, cellular component: cytoplasm. The transcript is spliced from 8 exons. Gene Ontology annotation, molecular function: exopolyphosphatase activity.